CUUAACCAAGAAAUAGUAUUUUAGGAGAGAAUAUCUUCUCUUCGUAUUUUAACUAUACUCUCUACUUUUGUUUACCAUUUGGAAGUACUGGAUUCGCUAAUCAAUCCGUGUUACAUGCUUAGUGGGUUUUCUGUCAGAUAAAAAUCAAAUAUAGCAAACAAGCGGACCAGAGAAAGAGUCAAUAUGUUGACUCCAAGAUUUGAGUUAUCCCAGACAGAUAAUGAAGUUUUAAUAACUGUUCAUGCACCUUAUACAAACAUUAAAGAGACAGAAGUUUACGUAGAAGAAACAACCUUCAUAUUUUAUUCCGCUCCAUAUUAUUUAAGGUUAAACCUUCCAGGAGAAAUUAUUGAGAACGAUGCAUCGUCCGGGAGGUAUGACUGUGAAAAGGGAGAUUUUCAUUUGCGGUUUUCAAAAGUUAAUAAAGGUGAACACUUUGAAAAUUUGGAUAUGAUCACUACUCUUCUUGCACCUCCAAAGAAGAAAACGAACUUGGUACCGACUAUUGAAGUUAUCAGCAAUCCUGCAGCAGAUUCAGAAGAAAGUAAAAAUGGAAAUACUAGUGGCAGUGAUUCGGAAGAAAAAGAAGAGAACAACGAUAAUCAGUGGUUUAUACAGCAAGAAUUACCCAGGGAUGAUGUUCCGAUCUUGUUAACAGCUCCAAAAUAUGGCUUCGCUAGCAAAGUGUCUAAUGCCCUCACAGCAUUUGAUGUGGCAUGGAUUAAAGACAUUAUUGACCUUCCAAUGCCUGACAAGACGCCACCAGAGCAGCGCAAGUCAUUACGAGAGAAACAUGAGAGUGACAGCUUUGACGAUGAACAUUAUAUGGCCGAUUUUAUUCAGACAGAAUGCAUUGAACCAUGUAUUAACUUUGAACCUGAAUGGUACACAAUAAAAGAUACCGAAGUCACGUUAAGUGGUACCGAAAAGGAUUUACUGAAAGAGCUUCCAAAUAAAGAAUAUUUGUUGGAUGAUGAUGAAAUUAAUAAAGUAUGUUAUGGUUUAAUUGACAUCUUAUUUGGAAGUUGCUACAAUCACAGAACAAUGCUCGGUGAAAAUACUGUUGAAAGUAGUUGGACUAUUAAUAAGUUGAGUUCGACAUUGUGCUGGUUUCAGGAAUUUUCCAGCAUGAAAGAAGUUAUAAUUACCUGCAUUAGGAGGUCACUUUGUUAUCCUUUAUACAGAAAUUGGGACCUCUCCAUAAAGGUACUUGAAGACGUUAAAGCUGUAAUAAAAUUAGGAAAAAAGUAUAUCUUAAAAUACCUCUGUGAAAUCCAUGGACUCUUUAAUAACUCGUAUGAACCUCGUUACAUCUUAAAUCAGUUAUACAUAAAGGAUUACUUAAUUUGGUUACAACAAGCAUCUCCCGAUUUAAUUAAAUCACUCUCUGACACUUUAAAUGACAUCGUUCCUUCAAAGGGAGACAUGAAUCUCGAUAUCAUAGAAUUGGAGAAAGCAGCUGCCUCUGUUGUAGAAGAAUAUAUUGUCAUAGAAAAUAAUGCCUAUUCGGUAACGGACAUGUUGAAAGAUUUAAACAUUGAAGAUUCAAAUGAAGCAAGGCAGGAAAAUGUACCGUUGCUGCAGGGUGAAAAGUGUACAGUGCAAAUUAAACAGUUAGAACCGGUAAAUAAUUCACAGGAUUCAAGUGACACCAGUGAUUCAGAUUCUGAUUCUGAUUCCGAUUCAGACUCUGAAACGGACUCCUCCAGUACUUCCAGUAGCAGUACGAGUGAUAGCCUUGAAUCGGACAACGAACCAAAAUGAACAAAAUCGUACUUUCAUGUUGGUGACCACAUACUAAUAGGUAUUUGUUCCUAAAAUGAACCGUUAAGAACUUAAAGCAGAAAACAGUUCAGGAAUGAGAUAUGCCUUUUUGUUUAUCGUUAAUGAAUAUUUAUGGUAUACUUACAGUAUAUUUAUUAAUAGCUGUUCGAAGUCAACGAAUUAUGUAAUAAUCCUUUAA
This is a messenger RNA of Orussus abietinus, 1963 nucleotides long. Its product is annotated as protein SHQ1 homolog. The record is from RefSeq and is a predicted model, not a curated record. The coding region runs from base 184 to 1764 and encodes 526 amino acids. Gene Ontology annotation, cellular component: nucleoplasm; cytoplasm. Gene Ontology annotation, biological process: box H/ACA snoRNP assembly. The transcript has 9 exons. NCBI's taxonomy places the organism in Eukaryota, Metazoa, Arthropoda, Insecta, Hymenoptera, Orussidae.